This is a messenger RNA of Sclerotinia borealis F-4128, 1485 nucleotides long. The record is from the annotation of a GenBank genome assembly. NCBI's taxonomy places the organism in Eukaryota, Fungi, Ascomycota, Leotiomycetes, Helotiales, Sclerotiniaceae.
AUGAAUCGUCGUAUCGUCAUAUUUUCCGGUGGAAGUGCCGCCAACAGUCUUGUGGACGUGUUUGGAAAAGUUGCUGAGGACAAGGCUUGUUCUUUGAGUUAUAUCAUUCCAAUUAGUGACAAUGGAGGCUCUUCUUCUGAACUGAUUCGUGUCUUUGGUGGUCCUGGUAUUGGUGAUGUGAGAAGUAGACUAGUUCGACUCAUUCCCGAAGAUGCCACCGGAGCCAACGCCGAGAAAUCCGCUCUAAAAAUCUUCUUCAAUCAUCGCCUUGACCCAUCACCUCAAGAAGCGAAACAUGAAUGGCUUGCCAUAGUUGAAGGACAUUCUCCUCUAUGGAGUGGAAUUACCUCUCCCAAGCGGGAAUUAAUUCGUUCCUUCUUGAACACCAUAAAUCUUGAGAUCGUCAAGCGAGCUCGUCCCACCUCUGUCUUCAAUUUCCAGUCGGCUUCUGUAGGUAAUCUGUUCUUAACAGGUGCUCGGAUCUAUACUGGAAGUUUUGAGGCGGCGAUCUACCUCUUGGGGAGUAUUACAGGCGUAAAAGGCAAUGUCGAAGUGAUUCCCGCAAUAAACAGUAAUUUUUCGUAUCAUAUAUCUGCAGGAUUACAAGAUGGUACGAUCAUUGUCGGACAAAACAAUAUAUCCCACCCCAUCGCCCCAACCUUCGUCCCUACCCAACCCGUCAGCCCAGCCACCUGGAACAAGCGAUUAUCCGCCGACCUCCUCGAACACGACCGAAUCGAAGACGCCAAUCUCCCGGGCUCCCUCCCCACCCUCCGCAAACAAAACAUCGAUUUCCAAAAAUCACACACGGAAGAACUAUCCAGUCCCAUCGACCGAAUCUGGUACAUCAAUCCCUACGGCCAGGAAAUACGCCCCACUCCCAAUACCAAAAUCUUAGAAGCAUUGAACGAUGCAAGUUGUGUUAUAUAUAGUAUCGGAUCACUGUACACUUCUAUUCUUCCCUGUCUGAUUCUGAGGGAUGUGGGUCAAGCGAUCGCGGAUCCGAGGAUUAAAUUCAAGGUUCUCAUCUUGAAUGGUUGUUUGGAUCGCGAAACUCCGGCGUAUACGGCAAAGGAUUUCAUUCGGGCGAUUGUGCGCGGGUGUUGUGGGAAUGAAAAUGGAAAUGAACACGAAGUGCCAGAAAAAGAAUGGAAAAAAUACAUCACCCACGUGGUAUAUCUCGACGGACCAGGAACCCCUUCAGUAGACCGCAUCGAAAUGAAGAGAUGGGGUAUAGAAGCCGUAAGAGUAUAUGGAAGGAGAGCAGAACCCGAAAGAGUAACCCUGAAGAAUCCGAUCAUAGAUGCAGUUAGGAGCGUGGAUGAGGUGGUGAAUGGUAAUGUGAUUCGCGAGGACAUUAUGGGGGUCAUGGGUGGAGAUGGGAGUGCGGGGAUGAGAUAUGAUGGCGCGGGGCUGGGUCAGGCUUUGGAGGCUAUACUGGGGGGUAAGGGCGAUAAGGCGAGGAGAUAUACUUAUCUUGGUUGA